Messenger RNA from Schistosoma curassoni, 1832 nucleotides. The record is from the annotation of a GenBank genome assembly. Lineage: Eukaryota; Metazoa; Platyhelminthes; Trematoda; Strigeidida; Schistosomatidae.
GAAUUCAAAUACGCGGUCUGAUUCCCCAAGCAUCGGUUGCACCAAGCAUGUUUCAGGUUACGCGUAGGUCUUUAAGUCUCAGUCGCGAGUUAACAUUGUGGAAUGCAUUUCGACAAUUUUCGUCCACACCUGUUGCUUCUGCUAGUUUGAAAGAUAUAAUGGCUGACCUAGUACCUAAAGAACAAGCAAAAGUAGCAUCUUUUAGAAAGGAAUACGGUUCCACAAAAGUCGGUGACGUUACUGUCGAUAUGGUUGGUUGUGACCUCUUCUAAAUUGUACAUGUAUAGAUGUAUGGCGGUAUGCGGGGUAUCAAAGGUUUAGUCACCGAAACAUCUGUACUGGAUGUUAAUGAGGGGAUUCGAUUUCGUGGUCUUUCAAUUCCAGACUGUCAGAAACAGCUUCCAAAAGCUCCUGGUGGACAUGAGCCACUUCCAGAAGGCAUCUUCUUUCUCCUACUGACAGGAAAAGUUCCAACCAAAGCACAAGUGGAUGAUAUUUCAAAAGAAUUCGCAAACCGAGCUGACCUCCCAUCUCAUGUUCUAAACAUGCUAGAUAAUUUUCCAUCAUCUCUUCAUCCUAUGAGUCAACUGGUAGCAGCUUGUGCCGCUCUAAAUUCAGAAUCAAAGUUUGCACGAGCCUAUUCACAAGGUAUCAAGAAAAGUUUGUAUUGGGAGUACGUUUACGAAGAUUCUAUGGAUUUGAUUGCCAAGCUUCCAACUGUGGCUUCUAUAAUUUACCGUAAUUUGUACCGGGAUGGUACUUCUGUAACUGCUAUCGACUCUAAUACGGACUGGUCCCAUAACUUUUGUCGUAUGCUUGGUUAUGAGGAUCCUGGAUUUACUGAAAUGAUGCGUCUUUACCUAACCUUCCACUGUGAUCAUGAGGGCGGUAAUGUUAGCGCACAUUCCUGUCACUUGGUGGGUAGUGCACUUUCCGAUCCAUACCUUAGUUUUGCCGCAUCUAUGUGUGGCUUGGCUGGACCUUUGCAUGGAUUGGCCAACCAAGAAGUAUUAGUCUUCCUGAAUAAAAUGCAAGAGAAAGUCGGCAAAAAUCCAACAGACGAACAAGUUAAACAGUAUGUAAUGGAUACGCUUAGUGCCGGACAGGUCAUUCCCGGCUAUGGUCAUGCUGUUCUUAGAAGAACGGACCCCAGAUUUACUUGUGCACAAGAAUUUUGUGAAAGGCAUUUUCCAAAUGAUCCUCUGUACAAACUAGUUGCUCAAUUGUAUAAAGUUGUUCCUCCAAUCUUGACAAGUCUUGGCAAAGUUCAAAAUCCAUGGCCUAACGUGGAUGCACAUAGUGGUGUUUUGCUCCAGCAUUAUGGUCUUACUGAAAUGCAGUAUUAUACAGUUCUAUUUGGAGUUUCUCGAGCAUUAGGUGUUUUAGCCUCGUUAAUUUGGGAUAGAGCAUUAGGCUUGCCAAUUGAACGACCCAAAUCUUUAUCUACUGAAGCAUUAAUGAAAUUGGUGAAUGAUAUUGGACGUAAACAAGGUUAAAUAUAGUUUAUUCAAUUCGGAUCCAUAUCUAUUCUUAUUGGACAUUUUCAGUAAGGUUAUUUCUCCACUUUCUAAUAUUUUCCACUUCAAACUUAAGAACAAAUCAUCUUAAUAGUUAGUCAAAACUACUUUUUUUUGUUUUAUUCUCCAUCUAUAUCUUACUGCAUAACACAAUACAUAUGGUUAAUUCUUUUAAGUAGAAAAGAACAUUUUAACAACUCAUUUAAUUGUUUAUGUUUUGUUUGUUUUAUGUAAUUGUAGAAUUUACCUUUUAACCAGUUUUAGUAUUCUUAAAAGUGAUGUAUAUCCAUACAGGAAAUAUAUAUUCAUCUAAUG